Molecule: messenger RNA, 534 nt
Organism: Symbiodinium natans
Lineage: Eukaryota; Dinophyceae; Suessiales; Symbiodiniaceae
Source: the annotation of a GenBank genome assembly
AUGGCCUUCGCACCACUCCCCCGGCUUGCGCACGGCGAAGCAGUUCGCAGCUUUCUGCUUGGCCGCUGGGCUGUCUCGAAGACCUUCGACUACCGCAAAGGAGGUGGCCGCGGCGUGCUCGAGGGCUCUGCCACCUUCACCGACGUCCCCGAGAAGAAAGGGGUCCUGAUGUACGAGGAGCGGGGCGACAUGCAGCUGGACGGCUUCCCGCGGCCCGUCGAGGCCUAUCGCUUCUACUGCUUCAACACGAGCUGUUGGCCGGUCGAGGUCUACUUCGUGGACGACCCUACGAAGAAACACCUGCCCUCGCUGCUGCCUGAGCUGGCUGUCCACACCUCCUUCUUCGUGCCUUUGGCCUUUGAGGGGGCAGGCUCCCCAGAGAGUCUGGCCGCAUUCCGGCAUCUUUGCAUCGACGACCUGUACAGCGGCCAGCUGCGCGUGAACUCAGCAGACAGCUUCGAGUGGAACUGGUCCGUGCAGGGCCCCAACAAGGAUGGCGACAUCAAAGCCACCUACCGGCGAAUUUCCUCCUGA